Molecule: messenger RNA, 5094 nt
Organism: Etheostoma cragini (Arkansas darter)
Lineage: Eukaryota; Metazoa; Chordata; Actinopteri; Perciformes; Percidae
Product: protein Wiz-like
Exons: 13
Biological process (GO): regulation of transcription by RNA polymerase II
Cellular component (GO): nucleus
Molecular function (GO): DNA-binding transcription factor activity, RNA polymerase II-specific; RNA polymerase II cis-regulatory region sequence-specific DNA binding
Source: RefSeq, a predicted model, not a curated record
CGUUACGUACGCCGCCGUGGCGUCGCCGUGCGAGCCCAAAUAACAUGGAGUCCUCUGCAUGGCAUCUUCCAGGGAUCCGUGCGACGGACCAGACCUGAGCAGCGAGCCCGGACAGAGAGCGGGUGUCCCCGGCGGGCAGAGCCGCAGGAGAGCGUCGUCUCCCGGCUGGGAACAAAGCGCCAGGUCGGCUCUGAGAAGUAUGGCGAGCGGAGCUUAACGGAGACCGCUUCUCACCGCGACCCGCGAACCAGGCCGAUUUCAGCCUCAUGUCCUCCGAAUGUGAGGGACGGCCGGAUGUCUGCCAAACGCUUGUGGGGCCGCACCAGAGAUGAGGGCCCCGAGCAGAGGGGGGGUCCCGUGCAGAAGCGGGUCCCCGAGCCGAGGGGGGGUCCCGAGCCGAGGGGGGGUCCCGUGCAGAAGGGGGUCCCCGAGCCGAGGGGGGUCCCCGAGCAGAGGGGGGGCCCCCGGCCCGGUGCCGAGCCAGGGAGGAGCGCACAGAGGAGAGCCGGGUCCUCCGCCUUUCCUUCCUCCCUGAGCUGGGACUCCGACUCUGAAAAGGAAACGCUAGAUGAGGAGGAGCUACAGCACUUUUCUAACCCUCACGGUCUGGCUGCUCACAGCCCAGGAUCUCCUUCUUCUGGACUCAGACCUGAUAGUGAAGAUGACCAAGAACCCAAAAAGCAGCACUUGCGUAGCGAGACUAACGCGUCCCCGCCUGUGGUGGGGCACGACAGAAACAAUGAGAGCACAAAGACAGCAGAGCCAAAUACGUCUCAGCCUGGCCCGACAGACCUGGCAGAUGGCGACGUGUGGAAUGUAUCUGAGGGAGCCAAGCUGUUGAUGUCCAAAGUAAAACCAAAGGAAGGUUGCCAAAUGGAGGAGGAGGAGGAGGAGGAGGAGGAGGAGGAGGAGGAGGAGGAGGAGGAAGAAGAGGCUGAUUACAAUGAGGCCAAGAAGAGGCCCAAGGGGACAGAAACCACGGAGCCUGAGAGAGAUGUGUAUACCUUCCCUGGAGACUCCGACCCCGAGAGUCCCCCUCCCGCUCCCUGGGCUCAUUGUACAUUCAUUCAGCGGUGCAGAAAGAAGAGGGUGCUCCUCAGGCCCUUCUCUGGACUCGGCACCUUGAAGUCGCCCGAGACUGACAGGUGGGCAGGAGCUAGUCCUCCGAAAUCCAAAACCACCGAGACGGCGCAGCUGAAUCGGGGUGCAGGGGUUUAUGAGUUUGAGGAGGCGGCCGUGGAAGAACCGAAAAGAGACCAAGAAGAAAUGGGGGUAGAGCCAGGCAAAGAGAUCUUCACCUGUGUGGAGUGUAGCAUUUACUUCAAAAAGCAGAUCCACCUGCAGGAGCACAUAGUGGAGCAUUGUCAGAGCGCAGGUGCAGCGGGGGGCACGCGUUUGGGAAAGACCGGCCGUUUCCGAUGUGUUGAGUGUGGGUGGAACCUGCCGAAUCGGCCCGCGCUGUCAGACCACCACAGACGGCACCAGGAGUCCCGCCUGAAGAUCUUAGGGGAGAUUGAGAAACUGAAUAAAAAUGGCAGCGCGAGAGAGAUCGUGAAGCUCGACAGUAAGUCGGGAAAGCACAGAAGCUCGGACGCAGCUAUUACGCAAGAUGCGAGCCCAGCUUCGAUUCCAGACAAAAUGUCGGACCCAGAAUUAGUCGCGUCUCCACCUCUUUCCCCGGUUUCAACACCAGACGCAGUCCCAGCAGUUCUUGACGCAACUCCUCCGAAUUCGAUUCGCACUCCAGCUCAACCCCGAGUUGUUUCCGCAGGCCGACGCCGCUUCAUCUGCACCAAGUGUAACUUCAGCACAAGAACCCCCCAGGCGCUGGCUAAUCACAGCAAGACCCACAACAGGAAAAGUCCCGCUCUCUCGGCUGACUCCCCAUCAUGUUUGGCGUCCACCUCCCUGGCCUGUGGUCACUGUGGUUUGCUGACCUCAUGCCAAACUGCAAUGAGGGACCACCAGAAGCUUGUCCACCCUGGACAGGCGUCCGUCAGCGGGGUGCAGGCCCAUGAAACUAGCCAGACUAUGGAGUCUGAACGUUCCUCUGGGCCGGGAUCUGGAUCCUCGCCCAAUGCAACUCGAGGCAAAAGCCAGCCAAAAGCCGCGGCCUCCGCAGACGGCGCUGUCCCCCCGAGCCAGGUGGUCUUGUCCGGGUGCGCUGGGAACGGGAGACUCCGCAGAAGAGGGAAGACUUGGACAGAUCUGGACAAGUUGCUGGACGAUGGCAAGCUGACCAGGAGUGAAGAAGAAGAGCAGGACAAAGAUCAGGGCACACAACACGACAACAACUCACCUGUCGGAGGGAUACGGCAAACCAGAUCCCGAUCCAGCACAGGUGAGGGGGAGGAAGAGGAUGAGGAGCAGCUUCCAGCUCUGGAUGCUCUGAACUCGGGGAGAACCGACCCAGAUGGACCCCCUCCUGGAGAGGAUGCAGACUCCAAGGCCCACGACUUGAAGUGCGAGGUGUGUGGCGCUGCGUUUGAGACCCGGCGGGGCCUGUCCAGCCACGCCCGCUCCCACUUGCGCCAGCUGGGCGUCAGCGUGUCGGAGACCAGCGGCGCCCCCAUCGACCUCCUCUACCAACUCGCCAAGGAGCACGGCAACGCGGACGGCCAGACCGGCUCGUCGCCCCCCCUUCCGACCCGGAGCCCCUCGCCAUCAGAUCCUCGGAAAGAUGAGGCGGUAGGAGACAUGGACCUAGACGAGAAACCCGUCCCUCUCUCAGUCCUGGCCAAAGCAGUGCCGCCGCCGCCGCCCUCCUCCUCCUCCUGCUCCACGCCUACGCCUCCUCCCGGCGCCUCUCCGGCUCCGCAUCCCCGUCCCGGCUCCCCUCCCUCAGUGGUGAGGAAAGCCCCCAUCUCCUCUCUGCUGCCGGUGUCGUCCCUGCUGCGCUCCGGGGAGCACAAGGCCGCGGGAAUGAAGGGCUUGAUGUCCAACAUGUCCGCCUCGGCCGCCGUCGCAGCCAAACCCAUCUGGGCGCCGCAGGAGGACGACGCUCCGCUCAACCUCACGCUGGAGGUGAACCCCAACAAGGACAUCGUUUGCCAGCUGUGCGGCGCCUGGUUCGAGACUCGGAAAGGUUUAUCCAGCCACGCACGAGCCCACCUCCGCCACUUCGGCGUGGAGUACUCCGAAUCCAAGGGCUCCCCCAUCGACCUCCUGAACCAGCUCAUCAACACGGACGACUUCAAGCACAAAGCCGGCUCGCUGCAGCUGGAGCCCCGGGGCCCCGCCGGCCCCAAGCAGCCCCCGCACGGCCUCUCGCCCCCCCCGUCGCUCCUCUACAAGGUGACCACGGCCGGGGGAGGGUCCGCAUCCAAAGCUACCUCUUCCUCCUCGCUGCUCCUCGGCCCGCCCCCCAAACGGCACAAGUCCUCCGCCGUGAGGGUCUUCCGUCUGAGCAGCGGCGAGCUCAUGGCUCUUCCACAAAGCGACCCUCCGAAGGAAAUCGGCUGCGAGUUCUGCGGGGAAUACUUCGAGAACCGCAAAGGCCUCUCCAGCCACGCCCGCUCCCACCUGCGCCAGAUGGGCAUCACCGAGUGGUCGGUGAACGGCUCGCCCAUCGACACCCUGCGGGAGGUCAUCACCAGACGGGGCCUGCCUUGCGCUCUGCCUCUCAAACCUCUGAAGACUCCGCCUCCGUCCUCUCCGGGGCCGCCGCGCUCCCCUCUGCCGGCCUCCGCCUCUCCCUCGGCGACCCUCCUCGGUCGGCUGCCCUUUGCCUUCGCCCGGCCCUCCAGCCCCGCGCCGUCCGCGCCGUCCAAAUCCAGCUCGGCCACGCCGCCGACGUCGUCUGGCGGGCUGAUCCUCAAGCUGAAGCCCGAGCCGGUGCAGCUGGACGUCACGGCGCCAUCCAGGGCCGCGGGGAGGUCCGCCGGCCUCUCCGGUGAAGCUCUCAGCUGCAGCUGGAGCAGCUCCGACACGGUGUUCCCCCUCAACCUGGCCAUGUCCCACGAAGUGGAGCCUACACGAGACAUCCGCUGCGAGUUCUGCGGGGAAUACUUCGAGAACCGUAAAGGCCUCUCCAGCCACGCCCGCUCCCACCUGCGCCAGAUGGGCAUCACCGAGUGGUCGGUGAACGGCUCGCCCAUCGACACCCUGCGGGAGGUCAUGCACAAGCGAGGGGGGGGGGCCUCCUCGCACUCGGACCAGGGGGUGAAGAAGGAGGCGAGCCACGGGGCCAGCAGUCCGCUCUGGGACAACGCCGAGGGUUUGGGGGUCUCCGGCUACCAGUCGGGCGCCAAAUUCCGGAAAUCGCCGCUCAGCUUGCUCCAGUCGGCGCCGCGGCUCCUGAAGCACGGCCUGGGGGCCGCGGCGGCCGCUAUGCCUGAUGGGAAGUUUUUCCGGCUGUCCCCGCUGGGGAAAAGGCCCCUGUGUGACGAGGGCCAAUCGGCGGAGAGCGCCCACUCGCCGCCACAUCGACCGAAGACUUUCUCGCCUCUGCCGCACGAUUUCUCCUUCAAAAGGAAACCCUCGCCAGACAAGCACGGACACCAGGAUCCCAGUUGCGAGCUGUGCGGCUUCUACUUCGAGAACCGUAAAGCUCUGGCCAGCCACGCGCGCGCCCACCUGCGGCAGUUCGGCGUGACGGAGUGGUGCGUGAACGGCUCCCCCAUCGAGACGCUGAGCGCCUGGAUGCGCAGCCGGCCGCAGAAGGUGCUGGAGAUGCAUCGCAGCUACAUGCAGGGCAACCGCUCCACCCUGAAGAAGAAGAGCACCUCUCCUCUCACUGCAUCAGCGGAUCCUGACCACCUCCUCCCCAUCUCACUGCAGAAGGCCUCCUCUUCCUCCUCCUCCUCCUCCUCCUCCUCCCACUGGUCUUCUUCGUUGGCCCUGAGCCUGGUGCGGCCGCGGAGCUGCGACGUCAGCCAGGGCUCGUCCGCGGCCGCCGACGGUGACUCCGGCGCCGGCCUCCACGCCCCGCUCAGCCCCGGCCCGGCGAGGCUCGCCGCCGGCCUCCCGCUCCAAGCUCAGGUGGCUCGCAGCGAGCUGAACGUCCGCCUGCCCAGAGGUACGUCACGCUACCACGUUUUGAUUUCGCUCCAGCGACACGGUCGGAUAGGCUACGUGUCGUUGCUGUCCGGCUGA